AGCUACUGCUGACUAAGCGCGCGUGACCACAAAAGCUUCGACGCGGAUGCAAAAUACCCCCAAAGUUCUUCUUUCCCUCUUUACCUUCCAGGGCUGCGGCCCUUGCUCAUCACAAACGCAGCCGCAGAAAUAUAGUUAAUAGAUCUAAAUUGCAGAUAAUGCGACGACCCGCGUAGUCGUUGCAGGGACCUACUAGUGAACACAUCUUCCAGCCUCCUUGAUUCUUAUUAAACCCUUCCCCUUCCUCAUCACACACACACACACACACACGCACACUUAACCUUCUGUUGGUCUGCGUAUAAUUCUUUGCAACAUGGCCUAUGGUCCACGAUUAGCCAGUGCGGGCACUGCAACUCCGGAUCCCCCGCCUCCUCCCCCUCCCCCUCCUGAGUCUGCCAUGGCAGCACCAACGGAGACCGAGUCUUCAGAUGGGACUGCAGCCGCACCCAUUCAGGAGCAGCAGUCAGACUCUUACAAACUUAGAUUUUGCACGGUGUGCGCAUCGAACCAAAACCGUUCGAUGGAAGCCCAUCUCCGUCUAUCUACUGCACCGUCCCCCUUCCCUGUUAUCUCUUUUGGGACGGGCUCCCUGGUCCGUCUGCCAGGCCCAUCUAUUACGCAACCUAAUGUGUACAAUUUCAAUACCACUUCGUAUUCUCAAAUGUACGAGGAACUGUUCUCCAAGGAUGAGAGGCUCUAUCGUAACAACGGGCUUUUAAACAUGCUCGAACGCAACCGGAACCUGAAAUGGGGCCCGGAGCGCUUCCAAGACUGGGUCCCAGGCAUGCCCCGUGUGGACCAUGUCUCGAAAGGCGACAAAGGCGCCUUGGGAACCGAGGGUGGUGUGGUCGAUGUCAUUAUCACCUGUGAGGAGCGGUGCUGGGAUGCUGUUGUCGACGAUCUCAUGAAUAAAGGAUCGCUCCUCAACCGACCCGUCCAUGUUUUCAAUGUUGAUAUCAAAGAUAACCACGAGGAAGCCCUGGUCGGAGGAAAGGCCAUUCUCGAAUUAGCUAAUCGGCUCAACGAGGCUGCCGUCCAGGAGCGCAAAGCGAAUAAUCCUGAAGGCUGGGAAAACGGAACCGGUGAAGCUCGGAGGAGUUUCGAUGAGAAGGUCCCGGAAAUUCUUGCGGCCUGGCAGGAGAAGUGGCCGAAUUUGCCCGCGCUGUGGACUCUGGCUUGGCUCUAGCGGUUAGAAGUUUAUAGACUCCAAUUAAGUGUCAAUCUAUCUGUUCACAAGAUACCUAUACCCUUUUGAGAAAUUCUAUGCACAUCCAAUGGAUGAAGUUCCGUCAGGC
Molecule: messenger RNA, 1295 nt
Organism: Aspergillus caelatus
Lineage: Eukaryota; Fungi; Ascomycota; Eurotiomycetes; Eurotiales; Aspergillaceae
Gene: ssuA
Product: RNA polymerase II subunit A C-terminal domain phosphatase
Exons: 2
Coding region: 314-1186 (290 amino acids)
Biological process (GO): termination of RNA polymerase II transcription
Cellular component (GO): nucleus; mRNA cleavage and polyadenylation specificity factor complex
Molecular function (GO): RNA polymerase II CTD heptapeptide repeat phosphatase activity
Source: RefSeq, a predicted model, not a curated record